Molecule: messenger RNA, 178 nt
Organism: Racocetra persica
Lineage: Eukaryota; Fungi; Glomeromycota; Glomeromycetes; Diversisporales; Gigasporaceae
Source: the annotation of a GenBank genome assembly
AUGAUAGAACCCUACGAGAUAAUCGAAGAUAAUUUUGAUGAUUAUCUUGGUGAUUUUAACUAUGAAAUUGCAGAAAAUUCGAGAACCUCAACAGAAACCUUUUCAUCAACAACUAUUAGACCAACCAAUAUUCAAACAAGUUCUAACUUUUUUACUUCUCUGAAAAGCAAAAAUAAAG